GGGGCGGGACCCACGAGGUCCGGUUCCGUUAAAAGGGUGGGAGCGGCCCAGAGGCCCGUCGUCCCGGGUUGGAGUCUUCCAGACAGCUGGUGCAGCCGAUCGCUGGAACUUUCUCAGCCUCAGUCAUGUCUUGUGGUCUGGUCGCCAGCAACCUGAACCUCAAACCUGGGGAGUGCCUCAAAGUGCGGGGCGAGGUGUCCCCGGAUGCCAAGAGCUUCGUGCUGAACCUGGGUAAGGACAGCAACAACCUGUGUCUACACUUCAACCCCCGCUUCAAUGCCCACGGGGAUGCCAACACCAUCGUGUGCAACAGCAAGGAGGAAGGAACCUGGGGCACUGAGCAUCGGGAGCCUGCUUUCCCCUUCCAGCCUGGGACUGUGGUCGAGGUGUGUGUCUCCUUCAACCAGGCUGACCUGACCAUCACUCUGCCAGACGGCCACCAAUUCAAGUUCCCCAACCGCCUCAACCUGGAGGCCAUCAACUACAUGGCAGCUGACGGAGACUUCAAAAUCAAGUGCAUGGCCUUCGAAUGAGUGAAGCUGCCCAGCCAGUCCACAGUUCUCAAUAAAAGCAGCUGCCUUUGCUCUCCUGA
Jaculus jaculus (lesser Egyptian jerboa) is the source of this 592-nucleotide messenger RNA. RefSeq names its product galectin 1 (gene Lgals1). The record is from RefSeq and is a predicted model, not a curated record. NCBI's taxonomy places the organism in Eukaryota, Metazoa, Chordata, Mammalia, Rodentia, Dipodidae. Gene Ontology annotation, molecular function: laminin binding; carbohydrate binding. Bases 126 to 533 code for a protein of 135 amino acids. The transcript is spliced from 4 exons.